AGCUGGUGGGGGCUCGGGUGAGGAGCUCGAAUCUAGCGGAUGGUUGGUCGAUGGGGGAAACAACAAGAAGCUAGUCAUCAUGAGGGUCCCUGAAACACUGAUUUGGGCCGCUUUUCUCAUCCAGAAGGUGAGAGAGACCAAAUCUAUUUCUUCGUUGGCUGUUUCUCUGAGCGCGUGCUUGUGUAUCGCGGCACGUGGCAGACACAAAUCGACUGUUUUCUUCCUGCCGUGCUCGCGGAUCAUUAGCUCGGAUGCUAUGGCUGUUAGCUUGCGGAGAUUACCGCAGGGGCCCUGAAACCCACACAUCACUCGCCUUUUAACGCAACAGUAACGAAGCGGUAGUUAGCACCGCAUCAGAGCGGGAUUUACCGCACUCUCCGGUCCAUGUCAGACUGCGACAACUGGGAAAAAUAAUGGUUUAUAACUCACAUCCGUAUCAGUUAGUCAUCAUCGAAAUUAAUAACCCGAGGGUGAAAUAGGUUACUGUUUAUUGAAAUCCUUAUUGAAAUGUUCAAACCUUUUGUACUUUGACCUGUUGAGUCAAACUGUAAAUAUUUAGCUCUGCUCUGUGUAACAUUAGAUGAUGAAAACAGGCUUUUACAGUCCAGGUACAAAGAGUCCUGUUGUCAACACUCCUCAACCAUCGGCCUCAUCUUCACAUUUUAUCAGAGGCUCAUCUUACUCAAACUGUGUAAUAACAACUUCCCCCUCCGUCUCCUGCUGUCCUCCAGAUUGUCUUGAAACUCAAAACUACACAUUUCCAUCAGGUCCACCAGCUUUUGUCUUCCAACACUGAAAUUUAUUCAGAAUAAUUUUAUAUUAAAACACAGACCCUGAAACCAGACAUCAUAAAUAUGUAACCGCACAUGGAGCCUGUCUCCUCUUGUUGUCAGUCACACUUGUUUUUUAAUGAUUCAUAGAGAGAGAGAGAAAACCUCUGCAGUGGAUCUGUAAUUUUCACCUUGAAUUUGGCAGGUGUUGAUUUGAUUCUUCAGUAGAGGUGUUAAUUCAUCAUCACAGCCACUUUGGAUCCUUCAGUUUGGGAUGCUGUGUUUGUCUCUCAGUUUUUUUUGACUCUAUGAUUAAAGCUAUGAAACAUAUCAAAAACAAGAUACGUUUGGCGUGACAUAUGAAAAUGGCCAUAAGGGGGCGAAAACAGCAGAAUAACUCUUUAAUUGUGCGUCUCGAAAAAAAAAGUCGUGCGCAAAAUCAAACAUCGGGCAGAUCGGACAAAGUCGAAGUUCAUGGCGCUCUGUAGGGGGCGCUAGCGAGCAAUGUUUUUAUCGCUAUUUUCAGGUCACUUUAAAACAUUGCGAUUUUCGCAGGGCCCAACCUGCCUGCAAAUUUUUUUUUCGAGGCCGUUCAGGGGGUCAAAUAUGCGUUUUUGAAGGCCAAUAGGAACAAUAAUAAUCGAGAACCCCUUGGAUUACAAUAGGGCUUCGCUGCAGAGCUACGCUCUCAGCUCGGGUUAGGGCUGGGCGAUAUCGGAAAAAGUUUAUCACGACAUACUUUUUUCAUAUCAGUCGAUAUCGAUAUUUUUCACGAUAUUAAAAAAAGAAAUUUAACAGUGCUUAUUGGUAGCAUGUCUUUUGCCAUACAAUAAUGUCUCUUCGACGUUUUGUCGUAAGGCGUUGUGCUAGAGAAAGCGGACUGAAUGGUCAGCUGUUCCGGCUGCACAGGCGCCAUGGGCUCCUUACUCCACUCGGGGUUUGUAAACUUUUGUAGUGCUAUGGUCGCGUGUAGUUGCAGCCUGCUACCACGCAGUUGUUUGCUACUUGGUUUCUAAUUCAGCGAAGUGAACCUGGAGCAACUCCCCUUUUCAGUGGUUAUUCUUAAAGUCUACCAAAACAUGGCAGAAUGCCAACUAUCGAAAAGCAUAUCAACCAUGUUUUAUAUUGAUAUUGAGGGAAAUUAAUUUUCAAUAUAUAUCGUUAUUGUUUCAUCGCCCAGCCCUAAUUGAAGGAGCUGAUCGUCAACAAAAUGUGACUGUAUUGUGUUUCUUCUUUGUCGUGCUAACAGGUGGUGGGAGAGUAUGGCAUGGCCCAUUUCAGCGACGUGGGCAAGAGCAAAGGAAAGGAUUACUGCAUAUUCUUCAACUCUCAGUGGGCACGUCUACCUCAGGACCUCAACAAGGCUGUAAGUAAAGGAGAGGUGUAACCGAGUCUUUGUGUGUCUUAAUCAUGAUGAUGCUUUCAGAUUAUUUCUUAGAAAGUGCAUCACAGCCACACAGAAAAGCGAGGAUCAACCACAGUUUGCACUUUUAAGUAAUCGAUAUAAUGUUUACAGGAAGCUUGGGAAAGGAUUCUGAAACCUGAUCUCUAAUUCUGGUGUUGGAGCUACUCUCACGUCUACUUUCUGAACCGUGUCGGCAGUCUUUCUAUCUGAUAUCAGAUUGUAAAGGGUUACAGAAAACCACUCAACCUUUGAGUGUACAUUUACCCUGUAUAGGAGGAAUAGAUGUUUACGCUAGCAAGAAAUGUAUGUGAGAUAUUAACUGUUGAGAUUUUACAGAUUUUUCUCUCUAACAUUGCAACCCUUUUCCUCUAAAGUCACGUCUCCAGAUCUAUGACUUGACAACAUCAGUGCUGUGUUCAGCCUCUGAGGUCCCAGAGGGAGGUUUCCCAAAUCGCAUCCCCAUGGUGAUGAGAGGAAACUGCACUUUCUAUGAGAAAGUCAGACUGGCCCAAAUAAACGGCGCCAAGGGCCUGCUUAUCGUCAGCAAGGACAGACUGGUACCCCCCUGCUUUUAACUAUUUAUAUCUUCAGGCUGUGGCUUGGAAUAACUGCAUCAACAUUAAACUGAUUUCAGAGCUUAAGCAAUCGGAAAUGUCUUUCAAUCUUUAUUUUUAUUACCACAGACACCACCGGCAGGAAACAAGACUCAGUAUGAGGAGAUUGACAUUCCUGUGGCGCUGCUCAGCUACUCUGAUAUGCUGGACAUCAGCAAGGUUAGUGGACCGCCAUAAGCCAUUGAAAUAAACAGUCAUCUGGCUACCAGCAGGAUCCGACUCGACUAGUUUUUUCUUCCUCACUGGCAAAGUCAUUUAACAGACCAACCGAAAAAAGGUCUUUGCUAAAUGUAAAGUGAAGUAUGUUCGACAAGAGUCACGGAUCCAACAGAAUUUCAAAGCAGACCAGACUAACAGCUGUUUCUUCCUCCUGCAGACCUUUGGGAAGGGAAGACUGGUCGCCAUGUAUGCGCCCAAUGAGCCAGUGUUGGACUACAACAUGGUGAUCAUUUUUUUGAUGGCGGUGGGGACGGUUGCUGUCGGGGGUUACUGGGCUGGCAGCAGAGACCGCAAGAAGUAAGAGGACAUGAUGAAGUGGGAGAGUUGGAAACUGACAGUAAUGGUUUUUGAGGGUUUGUAGUGGACUACGAGAGUGCAGGCUUUUUAUUUUGGAGUAGAGUAUUUCUCAUUCUUAAUAAUAAUAAUGUUUUAUAGUUAAAUUUAUGGUCAAAUAAAGUCUAUUAAAGGAUUGAGUGUCAAUAAUGAUGCAGCAUGUUGUGCACCGCGUUCCUAAUGUUGCCUUCUCCACUAUGUUACUUUCAUCAAAGAGCGAGAGACUUCCUUUUGACUGCACAUCCCUUGCUUUUAGUCCUGACUGCUAAAAUUAAAUCAAAGUUAAUUCAUCCUUGGAGUCAUCUCAGGGAAAAAUUAGUCACCGUUUUCUUGGCAACAAACUCCAAGCUCAGGCUUUUGUCUUAGAGGACUAUCUGUAUCUGUCUCUUUCCUUCAAACCAUCGAGUCCUCAUGUUUCGGCUGCAGCUCCACUAAAGGGCACUGUUGUUUAUUCGAGGCUUUACGAGUGACUCACAGACUCGAACUGAACCGUCCGAGUCUAUCCUUCCUGGUGGAGUUGCCAAGGUGACUGGGGGGCGCAGUCAGAUGGGGUCUCUGACGCAGAAGGCAGAGAGCAAAGGACAGGAAAAUGAGCGUGUGUGUUGAACUCAGGAAGGAAACGAGUGCCAGCCAGCCGAAUGAUAGUAAAUACGCACAGAGGAUGCUCAGAAGUUUAUACUUGCAGCUUUGGCAAGUCACCAACCAUCAGUGAAGACAGUUAGGGAAAAUGUGAGACGAAACAGGAGGGAGUUUUUGCUAAGAAGCUUUUUAAAGCACGGAUACUAAUCAUCAGAUGUAUGAAUGUCCCAAACUGGCCCUCUUAUAUCAUCAUCCCUCUCUGGUUCUCCCUCCUGCAGGCGCUACAUGAAACACAAGCGAGACGACGGUGCAGAGAAACAGGAUGAAGAGACGGUGGACGUCACGCCCAUCAUGAUCUGUGUGUUCGUGGUCAUGUGCUGCAGCAUGCUGGUGCUACUCUACUUUUUCUACGACCGCCUGGGUACGUCACCCACACAAAUACACCCACACAGCAAUGAAGAUCCACACUCAGGAUAACAGUCAGAUCAUUGUUCUUGAUUGAAGACACACGCUCCAAAUGAAAGCACUGUGAUUUGAUCCGCUUAAAUGUGACCAACACAUUAUCGCUGGUUUCGGUCCUAACUGCCCAGUGUUCAUUACUGUGGUUUGGCCUCUCGAAGUCUAAUAAAUCCGUUAUUUGUGUCGGUCUCUCAGGACUCAAUAAAGCAUUCACUUGUAGUCGAGCAGGCUGUGUGAAGACGACUGACAAAGAUUUCCUUGUUUAAAAAAAGCCAGCUUUUAACUUUGUCUUUUAGGCUGUUUUGUAAAACUUGACGGAGGCACCGAGACUUCAUACACCUGGAUAAAUAUAGAGCUUCUGUCCUCUGAUACUAAAAUAUGUUCAAAGUCUCAGGCCACCUGAGCAAACCCUGCAUAUCAAAGUGAGGUUUCAAUUUCUAAAUUUACGUGGUCCCACAGAAAACUCAAGAUUCCCUACAGCUGAAGAGUUGCAGCUCCGUGUUUAGGAUAAUAAGGCUGCGGUUCGUAAAAGGUGGAGUAGGCAGGAUCUGAGGAAGUGCCAGUUUUUAGGAGAUAUCUAGAAUGUAAACACUACCCCUUCUAACCAGUUUUCCCCUCAGCUCCUCCUUGCAGAUGUGUAGGUGUGUUUUAAUGUUUUCACCUGUUUCCUGUCCCCACACUCUCCACAGCCAUCUGGGUCAUAGCGAUCUUCUGUGUGGCCUCCUCUGUCGGCCUCCACAGCUGCCUGUGGCCUUUUGUCAGGAGACUUCCUUUCUGCAAGUGCAGGUGAGACAUGUCUAUACCGUCAACACAAGACUUUUUAUAUUAUUAAUCAGUAGUUUUAUAGGUUUUUAUGAAUGCUUUGUGUCCUCAGACUUGGUAGAUCAUAAUAAUAAUAAAGUAGAAAACCUUGAUGGCUGACCUGCCCUUCUUUUACCACACCCUAAAGCAUUUAAUUCAGGUAUAUGACACAGUCUAUAAACUUAAAAGGUGGGGUUGGUAAUCACUGCAAACUAGCAUGAAUUUUGAAUGUAGCUCCUACAUAACAACGCCCCUGCUAACAUGCAUGUCUGCUGAUUCAAAACCACAGACUCAUAACUUUGGGACUUAAGAUGGGGAAGUUUUCAGCGACAAAGAAAGUAACGUUAGCGUCGGGAUGACCACAUAACUUGCAACAUGGUUAAAUACUUGAUCGAGAUUUAAAAAUCGCUCUGAAACAAACUGGUGGAGCCAUUUUUAGAGGUCACCUGUGUAGCGCUGUAAAACGACAAUAUUGGUGCCCACUAGUUGUUUCACAAGAGGGCUUUUGGUUUUUGACCACAAGAUGGCGGCUGGUUUUGUUUUUGAUUUAUGGUGCAAAAGAAUAAACGUAUUGGCUUAUCCAUAUUUAGUUUUUUUGCCUACAUAAGUUUGAUUGUGCUAAAUUUAAUGGAACAAAUUAAGCCGAGUGCAUAAAAGUGCGUCAACACAAACCCUAAACGUACCUUUCCAACAGAAAAUGAACGACCAUGGCAUCACUUUGACCUCUUUCAGUUCUCUCCAUCGCUGAAAAGCCAGUGUUGCGUUUUCGCUCUCGCUUUCUCUAAACUCUGUCUCGCUUCGUCCUUCUAUUCCUCCGUCUUUCUUUUCUUGCUCUUCUUUGCAGGAGGAGCGGCGGUCACCAUUAAUCUGAGUGUAGGUAGUUUCUCUGCCAUUCUCCCGCGCAGUUGUAUCCCUCUCAGCUCGGCUAUGCGCGUUCAAACAGGGCGACGUGUACGCGCAGGAGGCGAGCACGUGAUUUGAUUGGUUUAAAAAUAUGGGACCCACACGAUGUGAUUGGCUGGUGUUUUCCCAGUUUUACUCCUGCUGUAGAUAGCAACUAUGUUUCGCUCUAUUUUAAAGCACACUAUUGCUAAAACUAGUAACACCAUCACUAUCGCCGGGUGAUUUCUACCAGAAAUAAUGUACCCAAGAAAAAAUACUUGUCAUCAAAAUAUAUAGAAAUAGGACAAUACAUGACAAAUUUAAGUAGUUUUCUUUUAUUUUUAACUGUGCAAUGUCCAAAGGGAGGGGGGAAAGUGCCACAAAAUAACUGAAAUUAGACAUUCAUGAACAAAAAAUUCCUAAAAUAUAUAUAAAUAUAAACUGUAAACUUAGUUUUUUUCCACCCAUUCUUGGGAGAAAGAACCAAAAUAUGGCAGUUUUUUCAAGUGAGUGAAAAUGACCAGCUGACUAAAAUAUUUCUUAUCACCACAUGAAUUCCCUUGUUGCAAAUUCCAGGAUCACUCUUACUGACCUUAUUCGCCUGCAUGCAGCUAUCAAAUCCAUCCAAAUUUACUUACGCUCUAUCACUAUUGAAACAAAUAUGCCUUCAAAGAUGUCAAAGGCAACGCUGAAGCUACCCAGGGACCCAUGAUACUCAGACAAACGCAACAUAAUGAAAAUCAUGUAAACAUCACCUGGCGAUAGUGUUCUAGGGUUAAGAACACAUCAUGUAUUGAUUGCCAUAGGAAUAUAAAGAUAAUUUUAACCAGAAUAACAAAAAGUGUAUCUAAAUCAGAUUACCAACCCUACUUUUAUAGGAUGAAGAAAAGACAGUUAUAGUCUAUUUUACAGCUGAUAUGGUUAAGGAUUAAAACUGAAGCCUGAGGAUCUAUUUUCAGUCAUAUAAUUAUACUAAGUCUGUAAAUACAGCCUACACACUGUUGAUAGCAGACCUCUGUGUUUGGACCGUCCCAUAACCACAGGGUUCCAGAGAACAACCUGCCGUACCUGCACAAACGGCCACAGAUCCGCAUGUUGCUGCUGUCGGCCCUCUGUAUUGGUGUCAGCAUCACCUGGAUGGUGUUUCGCAAUGAAGACCAGUAAGUGCAAAAAAAGGUUUUGAUCAAACCAGUCACACACUGCACAAAGAAAACCAGCAAACCACAAAAGAUCUUUAAUCAGAAUAUGUAGUUGAGACUCGCUUCCUUGUAAUCCCAAGGAGAGUUUAAUUGACCUGAUUCAGGAGUUGGCAUUUUUGCAACUACAGUAUCGUAUUUCCAAACUUGAUUUCAUCGUCUACAUAGUCCUGAGACGAGUGCAUCGAGUGCACACAUAUUCUGCUGUGGUUGCUUGUUUUGUGUGUUGACAUAAUAGUACAGCUUCUUUCUGUAAAUAAAUGCUGACAUAUCAGAUCUGUACAGUGUGGUGAUGGUGUGGGCUGACUCACAGUCUGGUUAUGUGUCCUCCAGGUGGGCGUGGGUGUUGCAGGACGCCCUGGGGAUCGCCUUCUGUCUCUACAUGCUCAAAACAGUCAGACUCCCCACAUUCAAGGUCAGUCGGCACUUUUGUAAACAAAGUUUUCUCAUAUUGAAAGAUUAACUUUGGUCUGCACACUGUUCAUGAAUAAACUCACCUUGAUAUAUGUUGUUGUUUUUUCUUGUUUUUCAGGCUUGCACCUUAUUACUGUCAGUUCUUUUUGUGUAUGAUGUUUUCUUCGUAUUUAUUACACCCUUCUUUACAAAGGUAGGUCAAGACUACUCAAACAUAAGAUCUACACCUUUUGUAAUGUGUCAUGCUGAGAUUAAACUCCUGGUCUGUACUCCACAGAGUGGGGAAAGUAUAAUGGUGGAGGUAGCGGCUGGCCCCUCUGACUCCUCCACGCAUGAAAAGGUGAGCUUGUGUUUAAAUACCAGAACUCCCUUUGGGUCAGGGGAGGAAUGAGUCCAGCCAAGGAAACUUCUGCUACUCCCACUCUCGAUGCCCUCACAGCUCAGGGGAAAAUAAUGUGAAUCAAACACUAAUAUGCGUAUGUGUGUUUCUUUUAGCUCCCAAUGGUGCUCAAAGUGCCACGGUUGAACUCCUCUCCUCUGGCUCUCUGUGACCGGCCCUUCUCCCUCCUGGGCUUUGGUGAUAUCCUAGUACCAGGUAAUUAAUCAUGUCGUUACAUCAUAAAGAGCUCAACAACCAGAAAAUGAUUUAACCAACAAUGACCACAGUCAUCCUGUUCAGACUCUUUAUCAGGAGCAGAAAAUUCCCAUUUUUCUGCUUGUUCUAUUAAGUAGAAGAUGGUUUAUGGCUGCAUAUUUAACUGUUUAGCUCCACAGUUUUUGUCUUUUUGAAACAUUUGAUUUGGAUUAUCUGUUUUUUUUUUUAGGAAACAAACAAAAGGGGAUAAUUUGGUUUCCAUGGCGGGUGUAUUGUUCAUGUUGUGUAUUAAUUCUUAAGCCUUUGUUUUAUCAUCUGUUUUUCUUCUGUCAGGUCUGCUGGUGGCGUACUGUCACAGGUUUGACAUUUUAACACAAUCCUCCAGGAUCUACUUUGUGGCCUGUACAAUUGGUACGUACAUAAGCAGAGAAGUAGUGAAGGUUAUGAACGCUUAAACAUUUUAGUUUUAUGAUCAGCCCCAUUCAAACAGAAUGAACAUGAACGGGGUCUUUGACAUAUGUGAUAUCCUGUAUUUCAGUCUUACCCUCUAAAGGCUUUGAUUGUUUUGUUGUAUCCCUCACAAGCCCAUAUGCUUGUUCUUGGCAUGACUCUGCUGUCUAAUUAACAGACAUAUUUUAGAUUCCCUCCUUUUCCAGACAAAUGUUCCGCAUAAAAAUCUAAUUUCAGGCUGAGCUGAUCAAAAUUGAGUUAAAGAGGAUGAAUAAGCAACUAUUCCAGUAAGGACCCUCUUUAUAAUGCAUGGAUGUAGUAACUCUGUAGCUGUCAGGUAACUCUGAUAGAGAAUUAAAGUGCACAGAAAAUCUGAAGGUGAUUGCAGGUAAAAUUGACUCUGAAGCAGGUUAAAGAAAUCAUUCAAACACAGUUACACUCAGGAUUUAUAUUUAAAAAAUGCUUAUGGAGGGGUGCGCAGAUGGCCGAGCAGGUUAGCGUGCCCCAUACAUGAGGACCACUGUCCCCGCAGUGGUCGCAGAUUUGAGUCUGGCCAUGACCAUGUGCUGCAUCCUCCCCACCUCUCUCUCUGUCUCCCCACAUAUUACCCUGUUCUGUCAAUUGCCCAAAAAUGCUUUGGAAAAAAUCCCGAUCUUAAAUCCAGAUUGAUUUACACUACAGUAAAAUCUGCAUCAUUUUGAGUCGUCCUAGAUAUUGAUCUGUCAUCUCUCUGUCUCUCUCCCCUCCGUCAGCAUACGGCAUCGGCCUGCUGAUCACCUUCGUGGCCCUGGCCGUAAUGCAGAUGGGUCAGCCGGCCCUGCUCUACCUGGUGCCUUGCACUCUCCUCACCAGCCUCACCGUUGCACUGUGGCGCAGGGAGUUGCCCCAGUUCUGGACUGGAAGUGGAUUUGUGGUGAAUACCAGUUUGAUAUGACCGCCUACUGCCGAAGAACAAAAAAAGACUUUAACAAAGAAAAAGAGAGAGAAAAAAGAAAAACAUCUAGUUAAAUAUCAUGCAGAGUAAAGUAGAAUUUUGAGUUGAGUAACCCCUUUAAAUAAUUCCAUCCGUUCCAACUGCCUCUUUCUGUUCUACUGUCCCCCUCCCCUCCCCUCCCCUUCCCCUCCCUUCCCUCCCCUCCCAUCGCUGCCUCUUGCCCUUUAUUUUACUGUGGGUGUGCUCUAGUCUGCUGCUGAGGGCUCAGCUGUCUGUGAAUGUCACUGCAGGUAUUCUAUCUGGGCUUUACCACUUCACACUCCACCAUUCAAUCACCCUGAUCAUACUCAAGGUUUCUGUUUGUGUUGCGUUUUCCUGAGGAGUAGAUGUUUGUGUCAUUAGCAGGUAACAAAAAUUGAUGUUAUUAUUGUUGUUGGUGCUAAUGGUAAAUUAGAUUAGUUCAUGUUAGCUUUCUGAUUGAUUGGUUAGCUCUUGUCAUGUGUGUAGUUUAGUGGGUCUAACCUCUGUGCGGUUUUCUUUGAUCUGCUUCCCUUUUCUUUUCACAUAUCCUUAACUUUGUAUGUACAGGAAUACCUCUGACAACAAUGAGCAUACGGCUUCUUUUAAUCACUGCAGUUACAAACCAAAACAGUGGAUUUAGCCUGAAAUCAUCCUGUGGACAGAGGAAUGACUGUAUAUUCUCUGUUUUGUCUGCAGCUCUUUCAGUUUCUGUUGUGAUCGUCACAUUUUAUUUCCCCCCAGUCAAAAUCCAGCCGUCUUAUAUCGACACUUUUUUUUUGUCCCCUGCAGCCUGCCAUAGUUCUCGCACCAAUCAACUGUACACAAACUGCAGCCCCACAGACAGAGGGACCCUCGACUAAACCAGAGCAGAAAACUGCAGGAAACACCAAUCAGAGUGAAGACUCGCCCCCACAGCAGCCGCCGCCUCAGGAAACUCCCCCAGCCGAGACAGAAGAAGAGGAAGAGGAAGAGGAAAACCAAUCUGACCGAAAGGACAUCUAGUAUGGAAGUUAAUAUUUUAUUUCAUGUUUUAUUUGUCAUUGAGAUUUUUUUUUCUACAUCGUAUCUCAGUCAACGGACAUUCUCAGUACAGAUAUUUUAUUUGCACUUGGUGCGAAGGGGAGAGCGGCAGCCGUCUGUAUUUCCCUGAAAUGCUGGCUCAGCAGGGCACCGGGACUGGACACAGGAAGUCGAGGCAUUAAACGGACAAACACACCAAAUAUAAAACCGACACAGCCGCUCCAACACCUCUGUCUACUAACAAACAGUCCAGACUUCAAAAGGGAAUUUAAAAAAGCCAAAUCUAGACACUAUACAGGCUGCCAAACUAAAAAUAAAACACUCCCGUGACUCUAAGAUGAGGCUGUAAAGGCCCACUCAGGAGUGGAUUUUUUAAGAGAUCCACUUCUAGUUUUAACGCACAGCUGUCGUAACUUUGUAUUGCUGCUCAUUCUGCUUUAAUUUCCACUCCUCUGUUGUUACAACAAGGAUAAGUGACAGAGCUGCAGAUAAACAGAACUAGCAAUAACUUUGAUUAUUGAUUAAAUGAAUCCUGAAAAUGCCAAAGAUGAACUCAGAUUAGUUUAUCAAGUGAUUUCAAGCCUUUUGGUGUCAGGAAUGAAAGGUAGUUGAAAAUCUGUUGGGUUUUGAAAUGUUGAUUUGACAAAACAAGACACAUGAAGACAUCGUUGCGGGCGUUUCCAAACAAACAAUCAAAUAAGAAUCUAAUAUUGGAAAAAGAAGCAGACUGGUCAGUAAUGGAAGUAAUUGCUAGAUGAUAACAGUUUUGAGAUAGAAGUCAGUGGUCUUAAAAAUCACUAAACCAGCCCUGAGAAGCAAAUUUUCUGCUGUUACUAUCUCAUGUUGAAAACUCUGAGUAUGCUUAAAAUAAACAGACGUGCAGUUGUUGGCAGAGAGAAAAUCCUGCAGCUGAAUUAAGACACAAAGGCUGUUUUAGAAAAUUACCGAAGUCACCCGGUGCAUCACAUCCUUCCCAUGUCAGACAGGUGCAGGUGAAGGCAGCUUUAGGACUCUUUUACAUGGUCUAAUUUCAUGUGAAGCGUACUGAGAUUUACUCUUACAAGCACACAAAGACACGCAACAAAACAAGCCAUUUCAGCUCUGCUCAUUUCUCCACGACAGUGACGGACUAAGUUUCACACCCUUUAAACUGUGGUGCUUUAUGGUUGUUGACUGAGCCAAAGCUCUUUGAUUUUUUUUUCCUCUCACAUCUUAUUUUGAUAUAUUUUCUUUUGCAUGCUACGGUUUAGAUUUUUACCCUUUUAUAUAAAGCCAGUGUAUAACGCUAUGAUGCUGAGUGUAGACAUUGUGGGCGGUGCGACGGGUAAAACGUUGCCCCUUGAAGUUUCUGAGCUCCCAGCGGUUACUUAUUCUGUCUUAAGAAAUUUGUUUUGGCCUUAAUCGUUUCAUUGGGUUGGUGGCAGAAUGUGUGGAAGUAUAAAAAGACGAGCACCGUACCCUGAAUGCUGAUGUGCUGCAGUUUAACGUGUGAGCUGAAAAACGAGUGACAGGUUGUGUUACAAACGUUGACUAGGUUUAGUUUCUAUGAUGCAUUUGCACAGUAUUUUUGAAUUAUUGAGCUGACAGAACCUGUUAGUUCUUCUCUGUAUAUGUCCAUGUAAAUAUGUUUUCUUUAAAAGGGGUUUGAAUUAAGAAAAAAAAAGUAUCAAUAUAUACAAUAUUAAUCCUGCUAUUCCUGACCCAAAUGAAGCCUCUUAACCAAGAUCAACAUUUCUGUCUAGAAGUGAAGGGUCAAAUGAAAACAGUCUAGUCGUCUGGAUGUGUGCCCUCGCUGAUUCAAUAACAGUGUUUUCAGGAGAUUAUUCAUUCACCAGUAUAGUUUGUUGUCACCAAGUGGUUUUUAAUGCCUCUGUGGAGGAAUAUAUAAAAUAAAUAAACAUUGUCUCUGAUAUUUGA
This is a messenger RNA of Xyrichtys novacula (pearly razorfish), 12609 nucleotides long. The record is from the annotation of a GenBank genome assembly. NCBI's taxonomy places the organism in Eukaryota, Metazoa, Chordata, Actinopteri, Labriformes, Labridae.